GUCAGAUGUUGUUAUCGAGUUAAUAGACACGGUGUAUUUUGUUUUUGGCUUCAAUUCAGUAUAAUAUUGUUAUACAGUGUCGUGAUAGGGAACGGCUCCUACAAUAUACUAAUCUCUGUGUUACCUAUUAGAUCAUAAUAUACAUUAUACAAGUAUAAUAAGUAUAUUACCCUAUGAGACACACGAUAAUGUUGUCCUGAAAGAUUAUUCAUUGUUAUUAUUAAUAUUAUUCGUUGUUGCAUAAUACUGCUAAACUCGUAAUACCAGUAGGACGUCGCUCGAGACCCUGUCAUACCCAUCGCGUCGUAAAAUAAUUAAAAUUUCGUCGUCACCCAGCAUACGGUUAGUACUCUCCAUUCACGCGAUCCCGUCGAACGGUACAGCGGGUGAAAACAUCGACAGCGCUUUGUAUCAGACUCGCGGAAAACGYCGUACCGACUGGCGUGCGCGCUACGCCCGUUCUCAGUCGUUCACCUCGCGGGAUUGCCGAUACCCCUCCGCGCUCGACAGUCCGUUCCGUUCUAUWACUUAAUUAGCGAGACAAUCGUCCCGUGUACCAGCCAACCGCCAUGGCCGCUUUUAGUACCGCGUUCGCGGUGACUGUCUGCUGUUUCGCAUUGUUCGGUUCGACGUUCGUGUCGUCCGAUGGUGCUGGUGGAAAUCCGUCCAAGAGCGUUCACCUCGGCGGUGGCAAAGGACCGAUCGAAGGAAAACAACAAACGCUCAAGUUCCUGUACUGUUACUCUUGCGGAUAUCAAAAAGCAUUUGAUCAAUACUCAAGUAUUCUUAGUGAAAAAUACCCUAAUCUUCACAUUGAUGGAGCAAAUUAUGACCCUUCCAUGGCACACUUACUAGCUGCCAAAAUAUUGAGCCUUGCAAAAAUGAUAAUUAUAAUUGCUAUUGGAUCUGGAAUCAACUUAUUCGAAUAUAUUGGAAAGCAGCAACCAAACUGGUGGAUCUGGUGUACAUCUAAUAAAAUCUAUGCUUGUCUUGUGGUAUUUUUUGGUUCAAAUAUGUUUGAAGGAAUGCUUAUUUCAACUGGUGCAUUUGAGUUGUAUUUAAAUGAUAUUCCUGUUUGGUCGAAAUUGGAAACUGGAAGGAUUCCUCAACCUGCUGAAUUAAUACAAAUCAUUGAUAACUAUUUAUUGUUUGAA
Diuraphis noxia (Russian wheat aphid) is the source of this 1154-nucleotide messenger RNA. It is a transcript of the gene SelT, whose product is annotated as selenoprotein T. The record is from RefSeq and is a predicted model, not a curated record. Gene Ontology annotation, molecular function: thioredoxin-disulfide reductase (NADPH) activity. Gene Ontology annotation, cellular component: endoplasmic reticulum membrane. NCBI's taxonomy places the organism in Eukaryota, Metazoa, Arthropoda, Insecta, Hemiptera, Aphididae. Gene Ontology annotation, biological process: cell redox homeostasis.